Amyelois transitella is the source of this 1864-nucleotide messenger RNA. Its product is annotated as putative inorganic phosphate cotransporter. Lineage: Eukaryota; Metazoa; Arthropoda; Insecta; Lepidoptera; Pyralidae. The transcript is spliced from 11 exons. Gene Ontology annotation, cellular component: plasma membrane. Gene Ontology annotation, biological process: transmembrane transport; monoatomic anion transport. Bases 116 to 1510 code for a protein of 464 amino acids. Gene Ontology annotation, molecular function: transmembrane transporter activity. The record is from RefSeq and is a predicted model, not a curated record.
UGUGUUCCAGUGGCAGUGAUGUGAUAUGGAUGUAAAAUUAAAUACUUUUAAUUUAUAAAAAAUAAAAUUAAAAUUUUAAAGUUUAAUUGUUAAAAACAAUAAAAUUAAAUAAAAAAUGGGAGUGGUUGCGGAAGUUGAAAAUGUUAGGCCAAACGGCAUGGGUAUACGGCAUGUUCAAACUGUGUUAUUGUUCUUCGGAAUGCUGUUCGCGUUCACAAUGAGAGCCAACAUGAGCAUGGCUAUCGUGGCUAUGACUGACAGCAGCAAAGACAAGAGUUACGACUGGGACCCAUCAAUCAAGUCAAUGAUACUCUCCUCGUUCUUCUGGGGCUACGUGGUGCUUCAGAUCCCAGGGGGUAUGUUGGCGAGGAAGGUCGGUGGAAAGCUGCUAAUCACCAUAUCCGUGGCGGUGAACUCUCUCAUAUCCCUCUUCAUACCUACUGGAGCUGCUAUUGGUGGCUGGAGAGUAGUAUGUGCCUGUAGGAUUCUGCAAGGGUUGACGCAGGCGUUCGUGUACCCAAGCAUGCAUCAUCUGAUAAGCCAGUGGAUACCUUUAGAAGAGAAAGGUCUGCUGAGUAAUUUCAUCUACGCUGGUGGUCAACUAGGGACUUCCAUACAGCUCAUCGCAUCAGGAUUCCUCGCCGCCGCGUGGGGCUGGCAAGCCAUCUUCUACACCAACGCAACCCUGGGUGCGAUCUGGACUAUCACUUACAUAUUCCUAGGAUCAGCCUCGCCGGAGCAGUCCAAGUUUAUUAAGGAAAAUGAGCUGCUGUAUAUACAAAGGUCAUUGGGAAGAGUUGGAGAGCAGAAGAGGUACCCGACGCCCUGGUUGAAGAUCAUGACGUCACUGCCUUUCUGGGCAGUCAUCAUAGCUCACUGCGGGCAGAAUUGGGGUUUCUUCACUCUGAUGACUGAAAUGCCUACCUACAUGAGUAAAGUGCUUAAUUUCGAUCUCAAAAGUAACGGCAUGUUAUCCUCGCUGCCAUACUUAGCUAUGUUCCUGCUUAGUUUUCCGAUGGGGGCAAUGACCGACAUAAUAUUAAGGAAGAACUGGCUUAGCGUGUCUAAUACUAGGAAACUCUUCAAUUCUAUUGGUCUAUGGGGUCCAGCUAUAGCCAUGAUCGGGCUAUCGUACGCGCCUGCCGGGAACUCCAUCUUUGCUGUGGUCAUGCUCGUCCUGGCUGUGGGAAUCAAUGCUGGCCAGUUCUCAGGAUAUAUGUUGGUACACAUAGAUUUGGCGCCCAACUUCAGUGCUCCUCUGAUGGGCAUCACCAACUUCCUCGCCAAUAUUAUAUCCAUCAUCUCACCCCUGGUUUGUGGAGCCAUCGUCAGAGACGAGACAGACACAAGCGAAUGGAAGAUAGUCUUCUUCGUGGCUUCAGGAGUGUACUUCUUCACCAACUUAUUCUUCGUGCUAUUCGCCACGUCUGAAAGGCAGCCUUGGAACGAGCCGAAAGACGAUAGUAUUGAUCUUGAAAAACUCCCGGCAGAGAGUGGAACCAAGUCCUAGUUGUUGAAGUUUUAAGUGCUUAUAAUAAUUUUAAGGAGGGAAGUUCACAGAGCAGCUUUUCAAUGAGCUUCGUAAUUUCAAAGAAGCUCCUAACUUAUGCAGGAGUACUUUAAAUAUCUAUCUAUUUAUUUAGGGUUUAAAUGAAUGUAAUAAAGCAAUUAAUGUAAUAAGCUGAAGUGAGAAUUAACAAACGUUACUUAUUUGAAACGACAAUAUUUUUUUAUAAAAAAUGAAAAAGAAAAGCAUAACUCUACUUGGCAUUAUAAUUAUUCAAUGACGAUAGAAUAUUUGUAUAUUUACCUCUAUAUUUCCUAUUUUCUUGUGAUAUUUGUUUUAUUAAUUAUAAUAUUAAUA